GCUCUUGCGUCGCAAUGUAUUCUGGGACAUGAAGGCACUCUGUGUCCUGGGAGGAUCCCGUGCAGCAUGGAAGAGGCCGGUGAAAGGUCCAAUCAUUGUGAAAAUACCUCGGACUGCGAGGAAGACAGAUACUCGGAUAAUGAUUUUGAAACGUCAAAACUUGGAACGAAAGAUUACUGGGAGGAAGUAUAUCAGAAAGAGCUUGAAACAUUCAAAGAUAUAGGAGAUGUAGGGGAGAUAUGGUUUGGUGAAGAAAGCAUGAACCGUGUGCUGGGAUGGAUGGAGACGGCAAAGAUCCCAGAGAACGCGGCCAUUCUUGACAUUGGCACUGGAAACGGAGCCUUUUUGGUUGAGCUGGCAAAACAUGGGUUUAAGAAUCUAACUGGUGUGGACUAUUCUCCAGCGUCUGUAGAACUGGCCAGAAAUGUUCUCCAAACAGAAGGUUUGACUGAUAUCACUGUGAAGGAAGUGGAUUUCUUAAACUGCGAUAGAGAACUGAAAGAGUUUGACGUCUGCAUUGACAAAGGAACUUUUGACGCUAUAAGCCUAAAUCCAAACAACUCCAAAGAGGCAAAGAAACUCUACGUCCAAGCUUUAAGGGAUGCUUUGAAAGACGAUGGCUUCUUCUCUAUCACUUCAUGUAACUGGACCAAGGAGCAGCUGCUACAGAGAUUCAGUGAAGGAUUUGAGUUUGUGCAGGAGCUGCCUACACCAAAGUUCCAGUUUGGAGGCAAGACAGGCAACAGUGUGACAGCUCUCAUCUUCAAGAGACUACAUUAAUGGAGUUUUCAUCCAAAAAAUCUUUACCAUCUGUUAAAUGAUAUAAUUUCUGUUUUUUAUAUUUGUUUCAAUGUUUUUUUGUGCUAAUAAAGUCACUUUAUUCACUCUUAAACAGUCCUCAAUUAUAGGAAUGAAAAAAUACUAACACAAUGAAGUAAAAAUACACUUAAAAUAAACCAAUUAAUAUUAUAUAAAUUGCAUACUGUUGUUUGACAAGUAAAAACAUUCAUUAGUAUGGAAGUUAAGACAGUGUUAAAGUUGUUUUUAGUAGUUUUACAUGAAUAUUUUGAUGUCCUCCUUAUAAAUUAAUUGCUUGGAGUAUAUAUUUUAGUAUUUCUGGUAGGCUUAUGACUUAUUCUCUGUUUAAUUCCUUUCAAGAUCUAUGAAUUUGUUAUGUUAUUAUCUUGUAAAAGUCCUGUAUCAUAGAAAACUCUAUAUACUGUAUUUUCUGGACUAUAAGCCGCACCUGUAUAUAAGCCGCAUCUGCUCAAUUUAAGAAAAUAUAUUUUACAAGCUAAAAUAUCUCAAACUUAAUUAGCUAACUAGAAACCAGCAGUGCUUGGGGUUCCUAGGAUCACAAUCAAACACCUCUGACACGCUGAAUAAACAGGAGGUGGUGGUGUCUGUGA
Messenger RNA from Oryzias melastigma (Indian medaka), 1409 nucleotides. RefSeq names its product EEF1A lysine methyltransferase 2 (gene eef1akmt2). Gene Ontology annotation, molecular function: protein-lysine N-methyltransferase activity. Gene Ontology annotation, cellular component: cytoplasm. The record is from RefSeq and is a predicted model, not a curated record. NCBI's taxonomy places the organism in Eukaryota, Metazoa, Chordata, Actinopteri, Beloniformes, Adrianichthyidae. Gene Ontology annotation, biological process: peptidyl-lysine dimethylation; peptidyl-lysine monomethylation.